UUUGUGCAAAUAAGGUUUCUGUGGUGAGACACCAGAUGCACUCAACUUCCUCUUUCAACAACAAAUGUACCAGUUAUCAACAGGAUCCGUGUCGCUAGAGUUAGACUUUUUACCCCUAGCUCCCUGCAAAGAAACAAGAGUGCUUGUCCCGGCUGAGCUCAACGAUAAUGUUAUCAUAAGAACUUCAACUUUUAGACCGCAGGCAAGUGUUUUAUUAUAACUCUGUUCUGGUCUUUCCCUCUAGAGUUUGUGGACCCUGUCAACAGACUCAUCUCUCAAGACAAAAGGCAUUCCUCACUAUGGUCCUGACCUUUGGGGUAGGUAGUGUGUACCCUGGACAGAGCACAACAAACUGGAGGGAUCAUAACUCUAUGGCUUACCUCGAUGAACAUACUGAAACAUUCAAGAUGGGCAGCAACAGUACCAGCAUCUCUCAGACUGACUGCAAUGUCCCUAAUAUGACAUUUCAGUACUCCCUCUAUGCAACCACCUACAUCCUGAUUUUCAUCCCUGGUCUUCUGGCCAACACCAUGGCCUUGUGGGUUCUAUGUCGCUUCAUCAGCAAGAAAAAUAAAGCCAUCAUUUUCAUGAUCAACCUCUCUGUGGCUGACCUUGCUCACGUGCUGUCCUUACCCCUCCGGAUUUACUAUUACAUCAGCCACCACUGGCCUUUCCAGAGGGCCCUUUGCCUACUGUGCUUCUACCUGAAGUAUCUCAACAUGUAUGCCAGCAUUUGCUUCCUGACAUGCAUCAGUCUUCAGAGGUGCUUCUUUCUGCUCAAGCCCUUCAGGGCCAGAGACUGGAAACGUAGAUAUGAUGUGGGCAUUAGUGCUGCAAUCUGGGUCAUCGUGGGGACUGCCUGUUUGCCAUUUCCCAUCCUGAGAAGCACAGACUUAGCCAACAGCACCAAGUCCUGCUUUGCUGAUCUUGGUUACAAGCAAAUGAAUGCAGUGGCUUUGGUUGGGAUGAUUACAGUUGCUGAGCUUGCAGGAUUUGUGAUCCCAGUGACCAUCAUCGCAUGGUGUACCUGGAAAACCACUAUAUCCUUGAGACAGCCGCCAAUGGCUUUCCAAGGGAUCAAUGAGAGGCAGAAAGCACUGAGGAUGGUUUUCAUGUGUGCUGCAGUCUUCUUCAUCUGUUUCAGUCCCUAUCAUAUUAACUUUGUUUUUUAUACCAUGGUAAAGGAAACCAUCAUUAGCAGUUGUCCCAUUGUCCGAAGCACGCUGUAUUUCCACCCUUUUUGUCUGUGCCUUGCAAGUCUCUGCUGCCUUUUGGAUCCAAUUCUCUAUUACUUCAUGGCCUCAGAGUUUCGUGACCAAAUAUCCCGCCAUGGCAGCUCUGUGACCCGUUCCCGCCUCAUGAGCAGGGAGAGUGGGUCAUCAAUGACUGGCUAAAAUAACUCUUCAAUUAUGACUUGGUUUACCUACAUUCAUUGGCAUUUUCCAAAGGCCAGAAUUACCAUCCAGACAAUUUCUUUCAUUGAACCUUGGAAACAACAGAAAUAUGUGUUUUCUUUUGUGAUAGUCGUGGUCAUAGGGGUGUGAUAGUGAAGACAGAGUGUGAAAAAUGUGGGACAUGAAUGGAAGAUGGGAUUUACCUGCUUCCUCUGUGAAAUUCAAGGCAUUUUCUUAUUAAACAGACCUAGAUCAAGUUUUUACAGAUGUUUCCAACCAAAUAGAAGUUGGAUACUGUAUCUUAAAAAUUUCUUCAGUAAAUAGUAUAUUGUUACUAAGAUACAAUAAAUACAUGAAUUCUUUCUAACACGUAAAAAUAAAUUUCUUCCAUAUGAAGGCCUUUAUUUCUGAA
Propithecus coquereli (Coquerel's sifaka) is the source of this 1806-nucleotide messenger RNA. Its product is annotated as putative P2Y purinoceptor 10. NCBI's taxonomy places the organism in Eukaryota, Metazoa, Chordata, Mammalia, Primates, Indriidae. The record is from RefSeq and is a predicted model, not a curated record. The coding region runs from base 300 to 1394 and encodes 364 amino acids. Gene Ontology annotation, molecular function: G protein-coupled receptor activity. Gene Ontology annotation, cellular component: membrane. The transcript is spliced from 4 exons. Gene Ontology annotation, biological process: positive regulation of Rho protein signal transduction; phospholipase C-activating G protein-coupled receptor signaling pathway.